AUGAAAUCCAUCUCCUCAAUGAACCUCGAGGAGCCAAUAUCGAAACGAUCAUCUCGAGACUUCGAAGUAAUCCUAGACUUGAGAAAUCAUGUAGUGAGGAGUGUGCUGCGAGGCGUUCCUUCCCCGAUCCGACUCGUCACGCUCUCUGCGACGUUUCCGAACAGCGAGGAUGUGGCGCAGUGGCUCCACGCCAAGCAUUUCUCGUUCGAUUCGAGCUAUCGUCCCGUUCCCAUCGAGCGCAUCGUGAUCGGGUAUGAGAAUCACAACCAGCGCAAUCCGUUCCUCUUCGAGGUUCGAUCGGUUCGUGGGCUCAAAUGUAGAAAUAUCUCAAUUACAAGUACAACUCCCAUCGCGUGCGUUCUUCGUAGAGUCUUCAACGUUAUUCAGCAAUACUCGCACAACAAACCCGUGAUGGUAUUCUCUUCCACACGCAAAGGCUGCAUGUAUGCUUUGCCUUGCUCGUCGCUGACUACACGCAGCACAAAAUCUUCCUGCCCAUCGAAAUGCAGCAAGAGUGAACCGAUCGUUCCCCUUCUUCCUUCCAGAAUCCUCCAAUACACGCAUCGAAUCCAAGACACCUCGCUCCGCGAAUGGCUCAAAUACGGCAUCGCCAUCCACACAGCAGGACUUUCCCCGCAAGAUCGAAAUCUCGUCGAGACGCUCUUCGAGAAUGGCCUCAUUCAGGUGGUUUGCACGACCUCCACGCUCGCUUUGGGCGUGAAUCUCCCCGUGUAUCUCGUGAUUAUCAAGGGGACCGUGCAGUGGAAAGGCGGAGGUCGCGGGUACGAAGAGAUCGACAAUGCGAUGCUUCAGCAAAUGAUUGGAAGAGCCGGAAGACCGCAGUUUAACGAGAAGGGAGUGGCUGUGAUUCUCACGAGUACCGAUCGAGUGAGCAAAUACCAGAACGAAUCGGAGAUUCUGGGCUGCAUCGAGUCUAAUCUGACCGAGAAUAUCAUCGAGUGUAUCAACAACGAGAUCGUGCUCCGCUCCAUCACCAACCAGAAAACUCUCUUUCAAUGGCUGGCUGGCACUUUCUAUUAUGUCCGAGUGCACAAGAACCCACGACACUACCACAUCGUUCCUAGCCCCAUGCCCCAAUCCAUCCAGCAAACACACGAAUACAUCGACAAGCAGCUCCAAGAGCUUCUGGUCCACUACAUCACGCUUCUCUCCGAGAACGGUUUGCCUCCACGCUGCCUCUCCAUUAGAUCUGCUUCUCAUCGAUUCCCAUCAGACGUAUUGCUCCAAAAUCGGAGGACUGCUCAUGCAGAAGUACUACUUAAAGUUCCACACGGCCCUCGUCAUUCUCAACAUCGCCUCUGUGACCUCCGAAGAGGAGCUUCUCCCACACAUCGCCAAGAGCGCGGUGCGCUUUCUUCUCACGCUAUCAGGCCUAGGAAUUCGAAGAAUACCCCAUCAAACAAGGCCAGAAAACCUUUCUCAACUCCGUCUGGUCCAAACUGGGCAAAUACCACUACAAAGGCAAGGUCAAGGAGACGUACCAGAAAGUCGUGUCUCUCCUCAUGGUUCCUUCCAUUCCUUUUCUCUCUCACUCUUCAGAGCGUUCUCGGCGGAAUUCGAAUCGAAGACAUGUCCAUGAUGUUUGAAUCCGACUCCGUACCCUUCUCUCCACCCUCCUUUCUCCCAGAUCAUCCAGACUUCCACUCGCAUCUGCCGCGCCAUCGUCUUCUACUUCUCCCAGCGCCCUUCCUUCCCCCCCGACGUCCGCGAAGGCGACCUUCUCGUCUGGGUCCUCUCUCUCCUCCGCGCGCUCCAGCAGCGCACCUGGGGCGACGGCAGCCGCGCGCUCCUCCAGCUCGUACGCUUCUGCUAUCUCUCUCCAGCAGGAUGGCGUGGGUCCCACGGCGCUGCACAACCUCAGCCAGCGCGGCAUCCACGAUCUACCCAGCGUGGCCGCCACGCCCACCGCGCUGGUAG
Molecule: messenger RNA, 1938 nt
Organism: Blastocystis hominis
Lineage: Eukaryota; Bigyra; Opalinata; Blastocystidae
Exons: 5
Coding region: 1-1938 (645 amino acids)
Biological process (GO): resolution of meiotic recombination intermediates
Cellular component (GO): nucleus
Molecular function (GO): DNA helicase activity
Source: RefSeq, a predicted model, not a curated record